This is a messenger RNA of Penicillium salamii, 897 nucleotides long. The record is from the annotation of a GenBank genome assembly. Lineage: Eukaryota; Fungi; Ascomycota; Eurotiomycetes; Eurotiales; Aspergillaceae.
AUGGCCAAUAAUCCCACCUUCAAACCAUCGCCGUUGUCCUUUGGGUCGCCAAGGGCAUCGCCCUUCCGGAGGCCGUCCACGCCGAACUCCCCACCCUCUGCCAGUCGUGGAGCAAACACUCCAGGAAGCUCGCCUGGGCGAGGCUAUACUCCUAUGGUCUCCCCUAGCAAGCUCAAUCAGACAUACACAGUAGAGGAUGGUGGAUCACAGUCUCCAAAGAGCCGGUCUCCAAUUCCCCAGCCCAACUUUGGCAGAGAGCUUCCCCCUUCCCCGACCAAAGGAGCACGGUCUCCAGGAAAUCUAUCACCGAUUGCGAAAAGCAGAACCGCUGAUUUUACGGGACUUGCUGGUGAUGCAGCUGGAAAGCUACUCCCUCACCAAGUAAGGGAGAUCAGAGAGGCAUUCCAGGUUUUGGACCGGGAUAACGACGGCUUGGUCAACAAGGAUGAUGUGAUUGAUGUGCUUACAACCCUGGGCCAAGACUCUUCCCCAUCCACGCUGUCGCGGUUCUUCCCGCCCGCAGGCAGCCAAACCAUCAAUUUCCCGACUUUCCUAAAUACCCUAUCGGAGCUCAUGGCAUCGAUGUCACCUUCCCAGGAGCUUCUAAAUGCUUUGGCUGCAUUUGAUGACGACGACGACGGACAAAUAGACAUUACGGAACUAAGAGAUGCUCUCUUACAUACCGGUCUGGAAGAUGGAGAGACACGGCUCAGCGAGAGAGAGAUCGAAGAAGUAUUCCGAGGGUUCACCGGGCGACGAGCAUUUGCCGGCCGAGGAUCAAAGAGCGGAAUUGGCAAGAAGGGUGAGGUAUUCCAUUAUCUCGACUUUGUGCGCAAUGUGAUCGGUGGCGAAAACGGAAAUAAUGCGAAACCAGAGGGGGAGACAGCUCAAGUAUGA